Molecule: messenger RNA, 3794 nt
Organism: Elgaria multicarinata webbii
Lineage: Eukaryota; Metazoa; Chordata; Lepidosauria; Squamata; Anguidae
Gene: TMEM63A
Product: transmembrane protein 63A
Exons: 23
Coding region: 587-2923 (778 amino acids)
Cellular component (GO): plasma membrane
Molecular function (GO): calcium-activated cation channel activity
Source: RefSeq, a predicted model, not a curated record
AACAUUAAGAAAGUUGUAGUCCUGUGAGGAGUCAGCUGUAAGCUUAUUAAGUUCCUUAUUCUGCCUUUCUUUGAGGAAAGAUUGGGUAAGAUCUAUAAUUUUACACAUCAUCUCAGCAAUUAUCUGCAACUAGUGAUGCAUCUGGCUCCCCUCUGCCCUCUGCAGGACUUAGAAUUCCCUGAACUUGGUUUUCAAGGCAAAUCAGAAUUUCAGAAAUGGAUGGAUGUUCUGUAUUUACUCACUUGUGGAACUAUAAUGUGAUGACUAAAAAAAGCCCUGCUUAAUGUAUUGUGGCCUUCUGGUUCAAUUCCUUGAAAUUUUUUUUUGAUUAAAAGGGUGACUAUAGUGAAACGUUUUGCAUCUUGGCAUGGUUCCAUGGCAUGAUAAAGUUUCAUCUAAACAGAUUGCCCAUUAAUUUGCCUGCAGAUAUUACCAUGAAAUUGCUACUGUCCAGGAAUCCAGCCUAACCGCAUUGAAUCCUGUAAGAGCACAGUGCAUGAAUGUCUUAUUUUGGUGACAUAUUUUCAUGAGUACGUACCAUUUGAAGUCACUACUAUAGACAGAGGAACAACUGGAGUGAGACAACAUGAUUUCACUCCUAUCCCUGGAUAUUGGACAUUCGCGUCUGGUUUAUUUCUUGAAUAGAACUACAGAUAUUGACCGUCCAAAUGGGACCUACUGCUACAGUGCUCGAAAAAGUACUGUGCUUCAAGGCUUAACGUUUGGUGGAAUCCCUGUUGUCUUGCUGCUCGAUGUAUGUUGCUUUUUGAUCUUAAUGGUGAUAUUUUCCAUUAUUAGAAGAAGAUUCUGGGAUUAUGGUCGCAUUGCACUAGUAUCAGAAAAGGAGAGUGAAGCCAGAUGUGAUCCUGAAGACUUGGCUGCUCAUGAGGGUUUUUGUUCUUGGAUGGCAUCUAUCUUUCGAAUGCAUGAUGAAGAGAUUCAUGAAAGAUGUGGAAAUGAUGCCAUUAUCUAUCUCGCCUUUCAGCGCCAUCUCAUCUGCCUCUUGAUUAUUAUCAGCAUGUUGUCUUUGUGCGUCAUACUUCCUUUAAAUUUAUCAGGCAACCUACUUGAUAAAGACCCCUUUAGCUUUGGGAGAACUACUAUAGCAAACUUGCAAACAGGCAAUAAUUUUCUCUGGCUGCACACAGUUUUUGCUGUAAUUUAUCUGAUUCUGACAGUUAACUUUAUGAGACAUCACAGUAAAUCGGUCAAACACAAAGAAGAAAGCCUAGUACGACGCACAUUGUUUAUAACUGGCCUUCCCAAAAAUUCCAAGCCACCAACCAUAAAGAAUCACAUAGUUGAAGCCUAUCCAACCUGCACUGUGGAAGAGGUCCAGAUAUGUUAUGAUGUAGCCAAACUCACUUAUCUGUUCCAAGAGAGAAAAAAGGUGAUGAAAAAUGUGGCUUAUUAUACAAACAUGUUGGAGAAAUGUGGCAAACAAUAUCGCGUACACACAAAACCAUGUGGGCAUUUCUGCUGUUGUGACAUCAGAGGUUGUGAAAGGGAGGAUGCUAUAGAUUACUACACCAAGGUUGCCAAUAAAUAUUUGGAAGAAGGUUUGAAAGAGGAAAAGAAGAUUCAUGAUAAGCCAUUGGGAAUGGCUUUUGUAACAUUCCAGGAGAAAUACAUGGCAACACAUAUUCUUAAAGAUUUCAAUGCCUGUAAAUGUCAAGGCUAUAAGUGUAACGGAGAACCUCAGCCGUCACCCUGGAGCAAAGAACUCUGCAUUUCAAAGUGGAAUGUUGUGUAUGCUCCCUAUCCAGAGGAUAUUUGUUGGAAUAAUCUCUCAGUUCAAGGGGCAAAAUGGUGGUUUCGGUGGUUUUGUAUCAAUUUGCUUCUUUUUUGUGGGCUUUUUUUCCUGACAACCCCUUCCAUCAUCAUCUCCACAAUGGACAAGUUCAAUGUAACCAAGCCUAUUCAUUAUCUUAAUAACCCAAUUGUUAGCCAGUUCUUUCCGACAGUCCUUCUGUGGUCCUUUUCAUCUUUGCUACCAUCAAUCGUCUAUUACUCAACACUGCUUGAAUUGCACUGGACAAAGUCUGGUGAACACAGAAUAAUGAUGCAUAAAGUUUACAUAUUUUUGAUCUUCAUGGUGCUAAUUCUACCUUCACUUGGUUUAACCAGUCUGGAUUUCUUCUUUCGUUGGGUGUUUGACAAUGCAUCUGAAUCUAAAGUUAGAUUAGAGUGUGUCUUUCUGCCUGAUCAGGGAGCCUUCUUUGUGAACUACGUGAUUGCAUCUUCUUUUAUUGGGAAUGGGAUGGAGCUCCUGCGUUUGCCAGGCCUCGUGUUAUACACCAUUCGCAUGAUUCUGGCCAAAUCUUCUGCCGAGAGAAAAAAUGUUAAGCAGCACCAAGCAUUUCAAUUUGAGUUUGGAGCAAUGUAUGCCUGGACACUCUGUGUAUUCACUGUCAUCAUGACCUACAGCAUCACUUGCCCCAUUAUUGUCCCAUUUGGGUUAAUUUAUUUACUGCUGAGGCAUUCGGUUGACCGCUACAAUCUCUACUAUGCAUUCCUUCCUGCAAAGCUAGAAAAGCAGAUCCAUUUAGCUGCCGUGAAUCAGGCUCUUGCAGCUCCAAUUCUCUGCCUGUUUUGGCUGUUUUUUUUCUCUUUUUUGAGGUUAGGCUUUAAAGCACCUACAACUUUAUUUACGUUCCUAGUUCUAGUUAUAGCAAUUGCCUUUGGCUUAGGAUAUACCUGCUUUGGCUGUCUCAAGUACCUGAGCCCCCAGAACUAUCAGAUAGGAAAACAAGAGAUCAGUGAAAGAAGACAUCACAUUGCUCCAAAAUCACCUGUAUAUGUCCCUCGUGUUUUGCGACAUAAUCUUACUGAAAGAACAGUUCUGGAUCAUACGGGCCUGCAGGGCUACGGCACCAUGGCAGGGCCCAGUGAAGUGCAACACGAUGCCAUCUACGUCUCUUAAAAGAAUGAAUUUACUAUCACUGGAGAGACAUAAAAGUUUGUGUCUUGCUAUCAUGGACUAACACAAGGUGGCACCCUUGGCCCUGCUUCAAAAGAGCAGAUUUUACCAACCAUAUUCCUGUGUUUCACAGUCUUCUCUUUCAAAAGAAGCACUGAUCUGGCCAUUCAGGAGGGUUUCAUUUGUGUGAAUUUUCCAAAGUUGCUACUGUGGGAUUACUCACUCCUAUAGGUCAUUACAUAAAUUGUGGCGUAGGCAUACUGAACAAAAAUGCUUGGAGAAACUACUUUGGGUUUACUUAAUUGUUUGCCUUUAUAGAAAAAAUUGACAAAAAUUUGGGCAAGUACUAGAUUGCCAGCAUUUGUUAAACAUUUUGGGGUUAUUUCUAAAGGCAUUAGCUGAUUCUAUACAAAAACAAAUAUAGGAAAAGCCAAGCAAGUGUAAUCUGAGGAGUGUUCUGAUAUUCUGCUAAUACCUCAUACCUUCCAGAGUUGGCAAGAGCAUUUCUCUUUUUUAGAAGAGGAUUUUCCUGCUAAUGUAGAGGAAAAUAUGUGCCAGAUCUAGGGGACAUGGGAUCACAAAUUCUAUUUAUCCAAUAACAUUUAAAUAUGGGCUCCAGUUGUUAAUUUUCGGGUCACUGUUUUAAGGGUCUCACACAAGGGAAGUUUACUUGCCAAGCAAUAAAGGAUGUGAAUAUUUUAUUACUUUUAAGCUCUCUGGUUUAUACAAAAAAGGUCUGAUUUAAGUGCCAAAGAUAUCACAAAUAUAAUGUUAGGCUGUUUUAAAUUAUGAAGCAAGUAUAAAUUUCUACAAGAAGCUGUGUUGGAUCCAUGCAUAAUUAAGCAAUCACAUUCAAUAAAACACUAUUCAGAUA